GCGCGCCCGACCGACCGACCGUGUGCGGUUGAAACUCGGCGUCUUGGGAGGGGUGGGGGGUGUGUGUCGCACGAACGGGACGAUGGUCUGGGAGCUCCGCGGACUCGCCGGUUUCCGUCGCUCGCCGUGACUCCAUGGAGGUCGCCCGCUUCCCCGGUUGCGUGGAAAGCGACAAGCCGCGUCGGAGGAGCGCUCGGCCGGAUUCGGGAGCGGGCAGCCGCCGGACCUGAUGGAGGCGGAGCGGAACGUUCGCUGCCGAGCCGUCUUCCGGACGAGCCCCUGAUCCAGCUUCCCCCCCAAAACUACACCCCCUUCAGAGCCAGCGGCCCGCCUCGGCGCGUCACGCGAGGGAGAGGGAGCAAGAUGUAAGUGCGAGACCGAGGCGCACGCGUUUCCUCCGACACGACACGUGUUUUGACGCGUUUUGGGGGAGAAGGAGACGACGCGUCCGCGCAGCAACUUCCGCUCUUCUUCCCACCACUUCUGUUGGGAUGGAAACGCGGUCGCUCGACGCCACCGAGAGAGGGGCUGCGUUAGACCACAAUCCUGCAGGGAGCAGCACCGGUCGAAAGGCGAACUCAACAAGGUAGUGUCACAGCUACCGGGGAGGCUGACGUGGGUUUUACCUUUCCCUCUCCUCCCUCCAUCCGGUGUUCCCAUUUCCCGGAGCAUGCCCAUGUCCCAUGAUGCCCUUGCUGGCGGGCUGGCUUCUGCGCCACUCAAUGGUCAUGUGUUUGCUGCUCCACAGUCUGGUCCUGAUGACCCUCUGCUUCCACCAUGCUGCCACCAGCUGCUCCAAGACCUGCUACUGCUCCGAGAGCGAUAGAGGAGGCAAAACUGUUCGCUGCAGCAAUCUGCAGCUGACCGAGAUACCCCAAGACAUCCCCAAUGACACCCGACGCAUCUAUCUGGAUUUCAACCUCCUGACUGCUGUCCCGGCGAACGCCUUCGCCAGUCUGCCCCUCUUGGUCGAGUUGGACUUGUCACACAAUGAGUUAAGCCAGCUUGAACCGGGAGCCUUCAGGGGGUUGGGCUCUUCGCUGAAGUUCCUGGACCUCUCCUCCAAUAAAUUGGUCUACUUCCACGCCGAGGCCUUUGAGGGCCUGAGGUCGCGUGCCAACCUGACCAACAAUCCGUGGCACUGUGACUGUAACUUGCAGAUGGCCUUACCCCGGGUUGACCUGGAGCCUGCCUCGCUGACCGGUAUCGUGUGCCAGACGUCAACUCCACCGGACAUUGGCAUCAAAGGGCUGGCUUUCCUGUUGGCCCCAAACAUUGAUCUGUGCGUGGUGAUGCAAAAGACUACUGAUGUGGCCAUGCUGGUCACCAUGUUUGGCUGGUUCACCAUGGUCAUAUCCUACCUAGUAUACUAUGUCAGGGCCAACCAGGAGGAUGCCCGCAGGCAUCUGGAGUAUCUCAAAUCCCUGCCCAGUAGACAGGGAAAGUCAGAGGAGUCUUCCACCAUUAGCACUGUGGUAUAGGGCUGGAAGAAAGCCACAGGACCUACGGUUGUAACCCAUUAUGUACAUGGACUGGAAGGAAGCCACAGCCUGCACACUUAUUGUCAUUAUUGUUCUCAGACGGCUCUGCCUGGCUCUAUUGAAGGAGCCAAGGUGGGCAGGAAGACGCGUGGAUGCCAGCACAAGAAAACCAGGCCAGGGCAAUCUAGUGCAAAUGAAUAAUUCAUCGAUCAGUGGCCCAUUAGGAGUUUUACGUUGGCUGAAUGGACAGCCUGGUCUCUACACUUGGGGAAUAAAAACAAGGAUGUGUUUUGGCGAAUUCCGAAUUAUGGGAUUUACAAAUGGGAUUUACCCAGUGAUGCAUGCACCUUGAUGCACCUCUCUCUCCCACACAAACCGGCCACUCAGGAGGUCACGUGGAACAGCAAUAUAAGCAUCUACUCUGACAAACUCUAAUCUAGACCUUCUCAAAUACUGUAAAACUGUUUUACCAUUAAAACCAUCCAUGAGGUAUUCACCCAUAUAAUGAACAGUAAAAUUAGGUUCUUUUUCAUUAAAAUGUUCUUUA
Molecule: messenger RNA, 2028 nt
Organism: Lampris incognitus (smalleye Pacific opah)
Lineage: Eukaryota; Metazoa; Chordata; Actinopteri; Lampriformes; Lampridae
Gene: lrrc3ca
Product: leucine rich repeat containing 3Ca
Exons: 2
Coding region: 684-1481 (265 amino acids)
Molecular function (GO): protein binding
Source: RefSeq, a predicted model, not a curated record